Molecule: messenger RNA, 4268 nt
Organism: Mugil cephalus (flathead mullet)
Lineage: Eukaryota; Metazoa; Chordata; Actinopteri; Mugiliformes; Mugilidae
Product: NACHT, LRR and PYD domains-containing protein 3-like
Exons: 14
Coding region: 186-3953 (1255 amino acids)
Biological process (GO): regulation of apoptotic process
Molecular function (GO): protein binding
Source: RefSeq, a predicted model, not a curated record
UUUUUCAUACACUACUUUAACUUCCUCUUCCUCUUUUUCCUUGAGUUUAUUGCAUCUCCUCCUCCGCCUCCUGCAGCUCACCAGGUGUUUCCUGGUCUCACUUUCACCAGGAUCAAGUCCUGGAUAACUUUCAACAUCUACCUGAAGGUCGAGGACAAAGUGUGAGCUGAUGUGAAUCCAGCAGCAUGGACCAGGAGGGAGUCCAUCCCUCUGAGACCACUGUGAGUGGAGAACAUGAGGACCAGAGCCUCCAGCCCCUCAGACCUGACCAUGUGGCCUCUGAGAACCAGGCUGAACCUCCCAGGUCGGACAAUGAAGCCGUCAUUCCAGCAGAGAAGUUGGUUGCCGGCAUGAGGACUGAGUUGGUGAAAAGGGUGUCGACAGAAGUCCUUACACAGCUGCUGGAUGCCCUCGUAACAGACGAAGUCUUGAGUGAGUUGGAGAAAGAAUCGAUAUCUGAGAUGCACCCAGUCAGAGCAGACAAGGUACGCCACUUCAUUGACAUUGUGAAGAAAAAGGGAGAGGAGGCCUGCAAGAAGUUCAUCCGACAUCUUCAGUCCAUAGAUCCUCCCCUUUCCCAUCAUCUGCAUUUGUCCUCUGUUCAACCUCCUAAGAAAGAUGCUGUUGAGAGGUGUCGACGUAAACUUAAAUCUAGUCUGAAGGAGAAGUUCCAGUCUGUGUUUCAGGGGAUUGCUAAAGCUGGAAACUCAGCCCUUCUGAAUGAGAUCUACACAGAGCUCUACAUCACAGAGGGAGGGACUGCAGAGGUCAAUGAUGAACAUGAGGUCAGACAGAUUGAAACAGCAUCCAGGAAACCACACAGAUCAGAAACAACCAUCAGAUGUGAAGACCUUUUUAAAGCCUCACCUGGAAGACAUGGACCAAUCAGAAGAGUGAUGACAAAGGGAGUGGCUGGCAUUGGGAAAACAGUCUUAACACAGAAGUUCACUCUGGACUGGGCUGAAGACAAAGCUAACCAGGACAUCCUCUUCAUAUUUCCAUUGACUUUCAGAGAGCUGAAUGUGGUGAAAGGGCAAAGGUUCAGCUUGUUGAGACUUGUUCAUCACUUCUUCACUGAAACCAAAGAAGCAGGAAUCUGCAGCUUUGAUGACUUCCAGGUUGUGUUCAUCUUUGACGGUCUGGAUGAGUGUCGACUUCCUCUGGACUUCCACAAGACUGAGAUCCUGACUGAUGUUACAGAGUCCACCUCAGUGGAUGUGCUGCUGACAAACCUCAUCAGGGGGAACCUGCUUCCCUCUGCUCGCCUCUGGAUAACCACACGACCUGCAGCAGCCAAUCAGAUCCUUUGUGAUUCUGUUGACAUGGUGACAGAGGUCAGAGGGUUCACUGACCCCCAGAAGGAGGAGUACUUCAGGAAGAGGUUCAGAGAUGAGGAGCAGGCCAGCAGGAUCAUCUCCCACAUCAAGACAUCACGAAGCCUCCACAUCAUGUGUCACAUCCCAGUCUUCUGCUGGAUCACUGCUCAAGUUCUGGAAGAAGAGUUGAAAACCAGAGAGGGAGGAGAGCUGCCCAAGACCCUGACUGAGGUGUACAUCCACUUCCUGAUGGUUCAGGCCAAAGUCAAGGGGGAGAAGUAUGAUGGAGGAGCUGAGACAGAUCCACACUGGCAUAAAAAGAGCAGGACGAUGAUUGAGUCUCUGGGAAAAUUGGCUUUUGAUCAGCUGCUGAAAGGAAACCUGAUCUUCUAUGAAUCAGACCUGACAGAGUGUGACAUGGAUAUCGGAACAGCCUCAGUGUACUCAGGAAUAUUCACAAAGAGCUUUAUAGAGCAGAAAGGGAUGUACGUCAUCCCGCAGUUCAGUUUCAUCCAUCUGAGCAUUCAGGAGUUUCUGGCUGCUCUUCAUGUCCACCAGACCUUCAUCAACUCUGGUGUCAACCUGCUGGAAGAGAAAAAAACAUCUCUGUUGUCUAAAGUCCUUCGAAGCAAAUCUGAAGUAAAACAAUUCUACCAGAGUGCUGUGGACAAGGCCUUACAGAGUCCAAAUGGACACCUGGACUUGGUCCUCCGUUUCCUCCUGGGUCUUUCACUGCAGACCAAUCAGAAUCUCCUUAGAGACCUGCUGAAACAGACAGGAAGUAAAUCACAGACCAAUCAGGAAAUAGUCCAGUACAUCAAGAAGAAGAUCAGAGAGAAACUGUCUCUGGAGAGAAGCAUCAAUCUGUUCCACUGUCUGAAUGAACUGAAUGAUGGUUCUCUAGUGGAGGAGAUCCAACAGUCCCUGAGAUCAGGAACUUUCUCCAGAGAUAAAUUGUCUCCUGCUCAGUGGUCAGCUCUGGGCUUCAUCUUAAUGUCAUCAGGAGAAGAUCUGGAUGAGUUUAACCUGAAGAAAUACUCUGAUUCAGAAGAAGCUCUUCGUAGGCUGCUGCCAGUGGUCAAAGCCUCCAACAAAGCUCAACUGAGUCACUGCAGACUCUCAGGGAGAAGUCUUACAGCGCUCUUCUCAGUUCUCAGCUCCCAGUCCAAUCUGAGAGAGCUGGACCUGAGUGGAAACACUGUGUAUGUUACAGAAGUGGAGACGCUGUCUACUGGUCUGAAGAGUCCAAACUGUAAACUGGAGACUCUGAGAUUGAGUAACUGCAGUUUGUCAGAGAGCAGCUGUGAUUAUCUGGGACCAGCUUUGAAGUCCAACCCCUCCCAUCUGAAACAUCUGGACCUGAGUGGAAACAACCUGAAGGAUUCAGGAGUGAAGCAGCUGUGUGGUUUUCUGGAGAGUCCAGACUGUAGACUGGAGACUCUGACGUUGAGGAGCUGCAGUUUGUCAGAGAUCAGCUGUGAUUAUCUGGGACCAGCUCUGAAGUCCAACCCCUCCCAUCUGAAACAUCUGGACCUGAGCAACAACAACCUGCAGGAUUCAGGAGUGAAGCAGCUGUGUGGUUUUCUGGAGAGUCCAGACUGUAGACUGGAGACUCUGGAGUUGAGUUGCUGCAGUUUGUCAGAGAUCAGCUGUGAUUCUCUGGGACCAGCUCUGAAGUCCAACCCCUCCCAUCUGAAACAUCUGGACCUGAGUAAAAACCUCAACCUGAAGGAUCCAGGAGUGAAGCAGCUGUGUGGUUUUCUGGAGAGUCCAGACUGUAGACUGGAGACUCUGAGUUUGAAUUCCUGCAGUCUGUCAGAGAUCAGCUGUGAUUCUCUGGCCUCAGCUCUGAAGUCCAACCCCUCCCAUCUGAAACAUCUGGAUCUGAGUGAAAACACAGACCUGAAGGAUUCAGGAGUGAAGCAUCUGUGUGGUUUUCUGAAGAGACCAGACUGUAGACUGGAGGAUCUGAGGUCAGUUAUUGACUUUUAUUGUUGUAGAUCUGAUAUGUUUAAUCACCAACUGAAUCUAAUUCUGUUGCUUGCGGUGGGGAAGGAGGGUUUGCAGUCUAGGAAGUUUAGGUUUAGUCAAAAUAUAUAUAUCAGUUCCAUUUUGUCAAAGAUCAGCUGUGAUCAUAUGGUCUCAGCUUUGAAGUCCAACCCCUCCCAUCUGAAACAUCUGCACCUGAAUGGAAACAAAGACCUGAAGGAUUCAGGAGUGAAGCAGCUGUGUGGUUUUCUGGAGAGUCCAGACUGUAGACUGGAGACUCUGAGAUUGUGGAGCUGCCGUUUGUCGGAGAGCAGCUGUAGUUAUCUGGUCUCAGCUCUGAAGUCCAACCCCUCCCAUCUGAAACAUCUGGACCUGAGUAAAAACAAGUUGCAGGAUUCAGGAGUGAAGCAGCUGUGUGGUUUUCUGGAGAGUCCAGACUGUAGACUGGAGACUCUGGACUUGUUGACCUGCAGGUUGUCAGAGAUCAGCUGUGAUUCUCUGGUCUCAGCUCUGAAGUCCAACCCCUCCCACCUGAAACAUCUGGACCUGAGGUUUAACAACCUGAAGGAUUCAGCAGUGAAGCAGCUUCUUGUCCUUGUGAUGAGUCCAGACUAUAAACUGGAGGUGGUGGAGUGGAAGUUCGGAUAAACAUGUGCAUCGUGAGCUGUGUCCUGAUGAUCCAGAUGUUGAGGCAGCAAAGGCAUUUCUUUCAUUUGGCACAGCAAUACCACAAUAUGGAGUUCUGGAGAAUUUGCUGGAGCAUUAUUUGUCAUUGCUUUAUACUGCUGCUAUUAUACACGACCUGGCCAAAAAAUAUAGUCCAAUCCACCUGGAUGUAACUGAGCUCAUAGUCCAGCGCCUCCUGGUGGAUCAUUAGUUCAACAAGUUAUUUAAGACCAACUGAUGCAAUGAGGAGCUUCUCAUUUCUCCAACAACCAUCUGUAAAGACACAUCCUGUGGUGG